This is a messenger RNA of Salvia splendens (bonfire salvia), 998 nucleotides long. Its product is annotated as MADS-box protein FLOWERING LOCUS C. The transcript is spliced from 7 exons. Gene Ontology annotation, biological process: positive regulation of transcription by RNA polymerase II. Lineage: Eukaryota; Viridiplantae; Streptophyta; Magnoliopsida; Lamiales; Lamiaceae. The coding region runs from base 165 to 734 and encodes 189 amino acids. The record is from RefSeq and is a predicted model, not a curated record. Gene Ontology annotation, molecular function: DNA-binding transcription factor activity; protein dimerization activity; RNA polymerase II transcription regulatory region sequence-specific DNA binding. Gene Ontology annotation, cellular component: nucleus.
AAGCAGACGUGGUGAAAAAUCCGUCAACGUCAUCUCCUCCAAACCUUCUGCACAGAUGCCUCUGCGUUUCAAGUUUCAACCCUUUCCUCUCCUUUAUCCCCUUCCUCUUCCGCCCUAUUUAAAUCAAUGAUUUUGAGACCUAAUUGGAAUGGGUAAUCGUAACAAUGGGGAGAGGGAGACUCAAAAUUGAGCGAAUCGAAGAUAAAAGCUCGCGCCAGGUUACCUUUACCAAGCGCCGAAAUGGACUGUUCAAAAAAGCAAAUGAUUUGGCGGUGCUAUGCGAUGUGGACGUCGCUCUCAUCGUUUUUUCCUCUCCCGGCAAGCUCUACCAGUACAGCAGCACCCCCAGCAUGACUAGGAUCCUGCAACGAUAUCAUAAUCAUCCGGCUGCGAAAGAUGCAGAUCCCUCCACACGACCGGACGAAUAUUCAGGUUUCCUCACAUGUGAGGAGCUCCUUCAAACUGUGGAUAGGAAGAUUGAUGACCCAUCCUCCGAUGACCUCACGGUCGCGGACUUAAUUCGUAUCCAGAAACAGUUUGAGACUGCACUAAUACAAACCAGAGAAACUAAGACACGUUUGCUACUCAAGUCUAUAUCAAACCUCAAGGAACAGGAAAAGCAACUGGAGGAAGAGAAGAUGAUGCUGCAGGAAAAGGUGAAAGGGAGCAAGAGGAAGAUGAAGAGGAAGAGAUGUGCUAUUGAUCUGAACGUGAUGUCAACAAUAGCUGAAUAAGUGAUCAUUUCUGCCUCUGAGAAAUGCAAGGUUAUAUAUGGAAGUGUUGUGUUCAUCAAUCGUCAUGCAAUAACCAAUAAACACUACUAUAUGUAUUGAGUCGAAUGCAUCAGUUUUAUGUAAUAUAAAUAGACUUUAUGUUAUAGUAAUAUCCUAGCAAGUACAUAACGCACGGCAAAAGCGUGCACGUGGUGGAAUGCAUGUGGGUGCAUUUGAAUAUUAUAGUCGUAGUAACUAUCUCUCUAUCACCACUCAUUUUGCUCC